AUGAAGUCUCUUCGAACUCAUCGCUCCAAAUCCCUCCCAAGCAACAACUCAUCCAAAAAGUCUCUCUUUUCCAAAAUCUCCCGUCGUCUAUCUCUCAGUUCUCGUAAACGCUCCGACUCCGUUCGUCUAUACGACGAGAGCGACAAUGAAAGCACAAUCCAAGUGAUUCCUCAAGAGUUUCAACAGCCGCCCACACAAUCUCGCUUUGCUCGACGAGCUUCCCGAUUCUGGUCUGUUUCCUCAGCAAACCAAUUCGACGACGAGUACUCUAUGCCUCAAUCGCCGACGUACCCUUCACAUGGAGGCGCUUACGUACCACGCCAUGCAGCAAGCGACUUUUCAAAGACUGCUACCAACCGUCUGACCAUAAUGGUCGAGGCCGAUGAGACGACGCUUUGUUCAUACAACUGCCGCGCCGACAGGAUGGGCAGAAACCACAGUAUUACGGACAGCGAGCCCGACGUUGAUCAUCGCGAGCGAGCGCUUCGAGCGUUGACUGCAACACGCAGUAGCACCCUCUCAAGUCAAGCAAGCAGCGACGACUACACUCUCUUCCUGGCCGACGCCGCAACAAGUACAGAUGCUCGACGCAGAAGAUCAGCAGCAGCUUGGGCUGAGCUCGAGCACAGAGCAUCAAUGAUGAACAUGAACCACAGAACCAGUGGCACUGAUCAUCUUAUCCCUCGACAGAACCGCGCGCAGAGCGCUUAUCUGGGUGUUCCUAACAGCCCAUAUGAAUCGCCAAGACCUGUGAGCUCCAGACCUGGAAGCUCAGUGGCUAUGAGCAUCCAUGAGUAUGUUAGGCCCGCGCAGGUUGGCAGGGCUUGGUAG
Molecule: messenger RNA, 831 nt
Organism: Fusarium coffeatum
Lineage: Eukaryota; Fungi; Ascomycota; Sordariomycetes; Hypocreales; Nectriaceae
Exons: 2
Coding region: 1-831 (276 amino acids)
Source: RefSeq, a predicted model, not a curated record